AUGGAACUAGAUGCAGCCAAGAAUUUCACAAGCUUAUCACCGUGUACUGAGUUUAGUGGCGACACUCCUGUGGAUUUAAGAGGGCUAAAGGGAACGUCUUUAGCACGCUAUGCGAACUAUGUCCAAUCAGAUCUUAGAAACCUUAAACGCCUACUGAGUGAAUACCCCGUGAACAAGGCAUCUGUGGUUUCAGAAAUAACUGCUGAUUUAGCAUUGUGGGGGAGAUUCUUCAAGGAUCCGCCAUUUGAAGUGGCACGACUUAUGAAGGGACUCGCUUCUUUGCGAGAGGCCAACAGCAGGGAUACAUCUGACCUCACAGGGGGAAUUGCUUUACAGAGAGAGAAAAUUCAACAAUGGGUAUCCGUUGUCAAAACCUCUGUUGACAAGGUGUCAAUUUCUUGUAAUUCUAUGGAUGUUAUUACGACAUCUCUUGAGGGGGGGCUCGACGAGCAAGAGACUAGACAACAAGGUUAUUUAUCCCGUGCCACCGCAAUAAGGGCUCAGAUUUUGGAAUUACAAUUAGAGCUUCAGGAAAUAGAGGAGAACAGCUCACGUGAGCAACUGCUCAAGGAUCAGACAGAUCUGUGCUUGUCUAGCCAUCAAGGGCGUGUUGACAAGGUAAAAAGUUUCAAAAUCGCAUUGGAGAACUGCUUCUCCGAGGACCAGGACAAAAUGCAACAGCUUGACAAAAUCACUGAAGAUUUCAAGAUGGACAAGCUGGGCUUUACAAAACACAUGUAUUCUUUGCAUGAAUUUUUUCAUAGCGUGCGCUUCAGAGGAUUAGUCCUUCCUGGCACACUUUGUUCGCUUCACAAGUGA
Triticum turgidum subsp. durum (durum wheat) is the source of this 819-nucleotide messenger RNA. The record is from the annotation of a GenBank genome assembly. Lineage: Eukaryota; Viridiplantae; Streptophyta; Magnoliopsida; Poales; Poaceae.